Chaetomium fimeti is the source of this 1062-nucleotide messenger RNA. Its product is annotated as tryptophan synthase beta subunit-like PLP-dependent enzyme. Lineage: Eukaryota; Fungi; Ascomycota; Sordariomycetes; Sordariales; Chaetomiaceae. The record is from RefSeq and is a predicted model, not a curated record. Bases 1 to 1062 code for a protein of 353 amino acids. The transcript is spliced from 2 exons. Gene Ontology annotation, biological process: L-threonine catabolic process; L-serine catabolic process. Gene Ontology annotation, molecular function: pyridoxal phosphate binding; threonine deaminase activity; L-serine ammonia-lyase activity.
AUGGGCUCCUUCUCGCCCGACCCGCCCAAGCCAUGGGUCGAGACGCCCCUCAUCUUCUCGCCGCCCCUCUCCCGGGCGGCAGGGUGCAAUAUCUUCCUCAAGCUCGAAAAUACCCAACCAUCCGGCUCUUUCAAGUCCCGCGGCAUUGGCAACAUGAUGCUCACCGCCGUCUCCACCACCCUCCCAGACGAACAACCACACUUCUACUGCUCCUCAGGCGGCAACGCGGGACUCGCCUGCGCAACAACAGCCAUCACACUAAACCGGCCGGCGACCAUCGUGGUGCCGACCGCCACCUCGGACUUCAUGGUCGGCAAGCUGCGCGAGCUCGGCGCCGAGGUCAUCCAGACGGGCGCGAGCUGGGUCGAGGCCGACACCUUCCUGCGCGAGACGCUCCUCGCGCCCGAGGCCGGCGUGCGCAAGGUCUAUGUCCCCCCCUUCGACCACCCGGACAUCUGGGCCGGCGCGGCGACCCUCGUCGACGAGAUCGCGCUCGACUUCGGCGCCGUCGGCGGCCGCUACUCGGGCCGCGGCGGGCUGGACGCCGUCGUCUGCAACGUCGGCGGCGGCGGUCUGCUCAACGGCAUCAUGGACGGCCUCGAGCGCAACGCCAAGCGCCUCGGCUCCCGCAGCGGGACCAAGGUCCUCGCCAUGGAGACGGUCGGCGCCGAGAGCCUGUACGCCAGCGUGCGCGCCGGCGAGCUGGUCACCCUGCCCGGCAUCACGUCCAUCGCGACCAGCCUGGGCGCGCGCCGCGUGUCGGAGAAGACGUGGGAGUGGUACCAGAAGGUCGGCGACGAGGGCAUGGCCUGCUCGACCGUCACCGACAAGGAGGCGGCGCUGGCGUGCGUGCGGUUUUUGGAUGAUGCGAGGAUAUUGAUCGAGGUUGCUUGUGGUGCGACGAUCGCGACGGCGUAUAAUGGCGACUUGAGGCGGCACCUCGGGAAGGGGUUGGGCGAUGAGGAGUGGGCGAGCAGGAAUGUGGUGCUGGUGGUUUGCGGGGGGUCGAACACCAGCGCGGAGAUCCUCGAGAAGUACAAGGCGACGUAUGGGAUAGAGUAA